AUGAACCAUAUACAGAAAGGAGCCCUAGUGGUCAUUUUCCCCGGGUUCAACAUCCUCGAUGUGAGCGGUCCAGUCUCAGUACUCUACAACUCAGAUUUCUCCGUGACCUUUGCCGCGAAAGAUGAGCUCACAGUCUCUCAAGAGAACACGACAGUCCAGAGAAAUAUAUCUUUUGCCGAGGCCAAACCUCGUUUGUCAGACUGGGAAAUAUUGAUUGUCCCUGGCUCACGACCGAACAAUAUUCUACCCCUCGUGCAACCCGAGGAUGGCCCACGGGCAGAGAUCGUCGAAUUCAUCGCUAGUUUUGCCUCGGAUGUGAACCACGAGAGCAUACGGCAACGCACCAUCUUGUCCGUCUCGCUCGGGGCCUACUUUUUGGCUUCCGGGGGAGUCCUUGAUGGUCUCAUUGCAACCACACACCGUCUUGCCGUCCCGGGGCUCCGAACGGUAGUCGAACGUUAUGUGGAGCAGACUCCCGGAGCGAAACGGACUCGCGUCGUCCCUGAAAACUCCUCAGAUUCAGUGCCCUAUCUGGAUGGGGGACGGAACCAGGUUGGGGUAAAAGUGAUUACUACGGGCGCUAGUGUCUAUGGUCUUGAUGCUGCACUGUACUUUGUCAGCCUUGCCUCAAGUCGGGCACUUGCUAUUGAAGUCGCAGAGCUCCUUGGACAUCCGUGGAAGGAGAUAUAA
Molecule: messenger RNA, 690 nt
Organism: Penicillium paradoxum
Lineage: Eukaryota; Fungi; Ascomycota; Eurotiomycetes; Eurotiales; Aspergillaceae
Product: DJ-1 domain InhA-type
Exons: 1
Coding region: 1-690 (229 amino acids)
Source: RefSeq, a predicted model, not a curated record